Molecule: messenger RNA, 327 nt
Organism: Suillus paluster
Lineage: Eukaryota; Fungi; Basidiomycota; Agaricomycetes; Boletales; Suillaceae
Exons: 4
Coding region: 1-327 (108 amino acids)
Source: RefSeq, a predicted model, not a curated record
AUGCCUCCUAAAAGAAAAUCUACAGCAGGUGGCCAAUUGGCAGGGAUCUCUCGCGCAGGGCCGGGAAUGGUAGAGAUCAGCUUGAUGAUCCCCCAGCCUUCCACCACCAUCCACCAAUCGUCCAAUGCACCCAUGUCCCAUGCCAUAAACACAGGACCAUGGACACCAGCAAGCCAUUCUUGUGCCCAAUUUGCUGCAGGAUGGGAGAUGAUCAGGCAGAAGGUCAAGAUGACCUGGCCCAUGGUAGUGGUAAACCUUAGCCUGGAAUCCAUGAAGGACAACUACUUGGGAUUGACUGUCAGGGAUAAUAAGGACAAUGUAGGUUGA